Messenger RNA from Dalotia coriaria, 1074 nucleotides. Its product is annotated as tRNA methyltransferase 10 homolog A. The record is from RefSeq and is a predicted model, not a curated record. Gene Ontology annotation, molecular function: tRNA binding. Bases 1 to 1014 code for a protein of 337 amino acids. Gene Ontology annotation, biological process: tRNA N1-guanine methylation. Gene Ontology annotation, cellular component: nucleus; nucleoplasm. The transcript has 3 exons. Lineage: Eukaryota; Metazoa; Arthropoda; Insecta; Coleoptera; Staphylinidae.
AUGAAUGUAUCUAGUGAUAAAACCCAGGAAAAGAUGGAAAAUUCAAGUGAAACCUGCAAUAAGAAGGACGAAUUAAUUGAAGCAUGCGAAACUAACCUUAAAACAAGGGAAUAUUACCAGGAAAAGUAUCAGAAGCUCAAUGAAGAGGAGAUUAAGUUGCACGAUGACGAUGGCAACCCAUUAUUUUUUAAUGGUGUGGAAGUUUCAAAGUUGAGUAAGUCCCAACUUAAAAAAUACAGGAGGAUGUUAAAAUUUGAGGCUGUUAAGAAGGAUAAGCGAGCCAAGGAAAGGCUAAAAACUAAAAAAAGAAAGCAUGAAGCUAAGCUGAACAACCUUGAUUUAGGGCCAACCAGAAAACAAUUGAAAAGGAGUAGAAUGGCCAAUUCAAGUUGUAAAACAAGUGUUGUUCUUGACCUGAGUUUUGAUGGUUUAAUGAUACCAAAAGAUCUUGGAAAAGUAAUCAAGCAAGUUCUUAGAGUCUAUACAGAAAAUAGAAGAUCAUCUACACCUAUGCAACUGCACAUAACUAGUUUUGAAGGCAAGGCAAAAGCAGAGAUGGAGAAACAUAAUGGUUAUCAACACUGGGAUUUGAAUUUUCAUCAAACAUCCUAUUUGGACAUAUUUCCCAGAGAAAAGUUAAUCUACUUGACUAGUGAGAGCGAAAAUAUAAUCACCACUUUGGAGGAGGAUAAGGUCUACAUCAUUGGAGGACUUGUAGAUCACAAUUCACAUAAAGGCAUUUGCUAUAAAAAGGCACUUGAACAAGGAAUUCAACAUGGUCAGCUACCAAUCGGCGAAUACUUCCACAUGAAACAUCGGAAAGUAUUUACAAUCAACCAAGUGUUCGAAAUUUUGUUAAGGGUUAUUGAGGGAAAGAGCUUCAAGGAGGCGUUCGAAUCUACGCUACCAAAGCGCAUUAAUAUUCAACCCAACAAGGUUGAUAAUGAAGUUCAUACGAAUGAUGGUGACGCAAUAGAAGAGUCAGAGAGUGAUAAUGACGAUGCCACAAGUUGACAAAAUAUCUUUGUAAUCACGCAUUCACUCAAACGAAUUAAAGUUCUUAGUUCGCAAUUA